CUCUCUCUCUCUCUCUCUUUCGCUCUCUUUCUCUCUCCGUCUGUCUCUCCCUCUCUCCCUCCCUCUCUCUCUCUCUCUCUGUGUAAAUAUCCAUCCAUGUGAUCGAGAGAUCCGAUGAAUUAACACGUGUCAGAAUGAGGACAAGAGCUUCAAAGUUCUGUGUUGAAAUCCGUGAGAAAUAGAAGCAAGAAGGGUACGGAUUGUGCAAAGUACGUUCGACGAAUCCAUGGAUUUAUUCAACCAUCGAUAUUCGUGAUUCUUGAAGAGAAAUCGAGAAUCCUUUGGACGCUAAUCGAAAUGACGUUCGUUCGAUAAGUCGGACGAUGCAUUUUCGGUGAAGAAGAUUAAAAGAUCUUUGAUCGAACAUGGACGCGGAUUCGAAUGUCGAAGAAACGGAAUUGGACGUUGGGUCGGCGAGCGACGAGUUGGAAACGUCGAUCGCCGAAUCGAAGAUCGCUCGACGUCCAACGCCAAAACCGUUUACCAUCGAGAGUCUCAUAGGAAGUUGCACGGGUGCCAGAGGGAAUUGUACCGGUGACAUCGGCAUGUCGAAGAACGACAAGACCAAUGGAAACGAAGAAGGGAACGAAAGGGAAAGAGAAUAUCUUUAUCAACGGCAUUAUCUUGCGACGGCUGCGGCUGCUACUGCUUUGCCAUCAGGUUUCGGUGUACCGUUGAGUUUGUACGGGGCUUGGCUACCUAUGCGAAUGUAUGGCGGUGGCGGCGGCGGCGGCGGCGGUGCUUCCGGCGUCCCAAUGCUACCGCCACAUUCCUCGGUCAGUUAUCCUUCUCAUCAGGAUCUGCACCAGAAUAGAUUAGCUCAUCAUCUGGGAGCCGGUUCGAAUCAUCUCCAGGGUGCGGCUUAUCCUAACACCUUCCACCGGUCUAUAAGUCAGCGCGGAUCUACCAGUUUCACGGACAGCGACGACGAAGGUAGCAUCGACUCACCGCCCUCUCCCGUUCACGAUCUCUCCAAAUCGAGACUAGGAUCAGAAAACGGACGAGCCUCCGCCGAGAGCGAAGACGAAGGCGGAGGAACGAGCGGUACUGGCGAAGGACUCGACGCUACCGACGGCUCCGUCAACGGUACCAGAAGCAAUUGCUCUCCCAACGGACAAGCUCACGAAAGCGCUCGUGGAAAUUCGUCGUCGAACUCGUCGUCCGGAAACAAAGCUCGUCGUAGACGGACUGCCUUCACGUCGGAGCAACUUCUCGAGCUCGAACGGGAGUUCCACGCUAAAAAGUAUCUCAGUUUGACGGAGAGAUCGCACAUAGCGCACGCCCUUAAGCUUUCCGAGGUCCAGGUCAAGAUCUGGUUUCAAAAUCGUCGAGCAAAGUGGAAGAGAGUCAAGGCUGGACUCAAUGGAAACGGAGGAAUCGGCUCGAACGCUUCGUCGAUGUCGAGCUCGGGUGCAGCCGGUGGCCGUCACGGUGGAAGUACCGGACAACAUACCGGGAACGGUACGAGAAUCGUCGUACCGAUACCGGUUCACGUGAGUCGAUUGGCCGUGAGAUCGCACCAUCAUCAUUUGGAAAAAUGUGCGAGACCGGCGCGCAUAAGAACGACUACGACGACGACGACGACGACGACUGCAACGUCUACGACAGGAGCAGGGGCGACGGUGAACGAAGUUGGUGCGACUUCGUCCUCCUCGAUUCUCGUUUCCGACGCUAUGGGUUUGGUGAGCUCUUCGAUGAAUUUACCCAGUCAAUUGCAAAGUUCACCUUUGGCCGUAGGCGUUGGGAUCGGCGUAGGCGUCGGAUUAAGGGCCUUCAGCGUGCCAGCUCAUCGGGAUGGACUCAAUUCGGCCGGAAGGUAGUGAACGCUCGAAUCGCGAUCGCUAUCGCUUAUCUUCUUUUACUUUUUAUCAGGAUAACGUUGUUACAUAUACAUUCCCUUCGACGCGAUAAUUGCCUACCUACUACCGUGACUCUGAAAUGGAGUCUUUUCUUUUUCUUUCUUUAUUUCUCUUCUCUUUCUUUUUUCGAUAUUCCUCGCGUCUUUUCCUCAACGGAAAACCCCUUCUCGGGGUUUAAAGAGAAGAGUCAUUGCACCCGGCGCUACUAACUGGAUAAGAAAAAGACACGUGCAAAGCGUAAGAGCGAAGGAAUAAAAAGAGCGAACGCGACGGUAGCCGCGACGGUAGCCGCGACGGUAAAUAGACAUAAGAAUCGAGAGCUGUAAAUAGGAACGCGCGUAUCUCUAGGAUCGUAUUGUAUAUACAUCGGUCAUGCAUAUUAUAGAUAAUUUACGUUAGGCACGGUUUUACCCUAUCGCGCUCUACUCUGUUACGGUGAUAUUGUAUCGAUUUGUCGUGUGAUUAUCGCAGCUGUAUUAUACCGGUGUCUCGUAGAACGUUGCGACAGCGUUCUCUCCUACGUAUAUAUAUGUAUGCAUAUAUAUAUGUGUGUACAUACAUACAUAUAUAUAUGUAUGUAUAUAUGUGCACACACGUAUAUAUAGACACACACACAUAUAGCGCAUACUUUGCGUAUGUAUCAAUGAGAGCAAUAAAAAU
This is a messenger RNA of Vespula pensylvanica (western yellowjacket), 2519 nucleotides long. It is a transcript of the gene unpg, whose product is annotated as homeobox protein unplugged-like. Gene Ontology annotation, molecular function: RNA polymerase II transcription regulatory region sequence-specific DNA binding; DNA-binding transcription factor activity, RNA polymerase II-specific. The record is from RefSeq and is a predicted model, not a curated record. Gene Ontology annotation, cellular component: nucleus. Gene Ontology annotation, biological process: regulation of nervous system development; regulation of transcription by RNA polymerase II. NCBI's taxonomy places the organism in Eukaryota, Metazoa, Arthropoda, Insecta, Hymenoptera, Vespidae. The transcript has 3 exons. The coding region runs from base 366 to 1820 and encodes 484 amino acids.